Phanerochaete carnosa HHB-10118-sp is the source of this 1207-nucleotide messenger RNA. RefSeq lists its product as uncharacterized. The transcript has 8 exons. Gene Ontology annotation, molecular function: SUMO activating enzyme activity. Gene Ontology annotation, biological process: protein sumoylation. The record is from RefSeq and is a predicted model, not a curated record. Gene Ontology annotation, cellular component: SUMO activating enzyme complex; cytoplasm. NCBI's taxonomy places the organism in Eukaryota, Fungi, Basidiomycota, Agaricomycetes, Polyporales, Phanerochaetaceae. The coding region runs from base 94 to 1122 and encodes 342 amino acids.
UCGAGUUUAUGCACAGGGUUUGCGAACCUUUGCUGCGGCCUACUUCCGUCUUCCGUACUUUGCUUCUUCCUAUUUUCUCGCAGCUUUGCAAAAAUGGAGACGACUGAUAUCGGCUCGAAAAGCGUGCCUCUCCAGAUAACAGAAGACGAAGCUGCUGUUUACGACAGACAGAUCCGGUUAUGGGGCCUCGAGGCCCAACAGAGAAUGCGCAAUGCGACAAUCCUCGUCCUCCGCCUCAAGGGCGUCGCGACCGAGACUAUCAAAAACAUCGUCCUUGCGGGCAUCGGCAAGCUCGUCGUCGUCGACACCGAGGAUGUCUCCGCGGAGGAUCUGAGUGCUGGGUUCUUCUACCGAGACGAGGACAUGGGUAAGAAGAGAGUAGACGCGGCAAAGUCCCACAUCGAGAGCCUGAACCCAUUGGUCACGGUAGAGACAUUGCAGGACCCUGCUUCGCUAGAAGAAGGCCUCGACGAGCUAAUCAAAGGUGUCGACUUGGUCUGCGUAACGGACUGGGACCGAGAGGGUUUGAUACGCACCAACGACAUCUGCCGGCGACAUUCGAAGCCAUUCUACGCAGGCGGCACAUUUGGCCUAUUAGGCUACAUUUUCUGCGACCUCCUGCAACACGACUACAUUUCACCGGACCGCUCUGCACCCGCAGGCAAGGAAGCCGUGCAGAAGAAUGUAAAACUCACGGCGGCGUAUGUUCCGCUGCGCGACGCGCUCGGGCACCGGUGGAAGGGUUUGACGCGCAAGCAGACGAAGGAGCUGAACCCUGCAGUCGUCUUCUCCGUCCUUGCGCUGUGGGAAUACCAGGCCAAGCAUGGCAGACAGCUCCCGGACGACGCCUCGACGGUUGCUGAGCUGGAGGGCAUUGCGACGUCCCUGCUGGUUAAUGCUGAAGUCAGCAAGCAAGCUCUCCCUGCCAUCCCCAGGGAACUGCUCGAGACAAUUUCGACCACGGCUGUACACGAACUUUCACCCGUAUGCGCCGUCGUGGGAGGCAUGCUUGCGCAGGACAUAUUAAAGGCUCUUGCCGCGCGCGAGCCGCCGAUAGCAAAUUUCUUUACCUUUGAUGGCAGCACUGGAGGAGGUACUGUUGCCCGCAUGAGCAUGCCCUAAGGCUCGGUAACUCUCUGAGGUCAUUAUGGUGAAAUUCAUUACGAAUGUUCUAUACUGCGCGCCAUGCGGGAAGUGUUCACAGGAC